AUGGCGCUCUUCCUGCUCGUGUUGCUGUCCGCGCCGCUCGUCGUCGCCCAACGCCGCCGUCAGCUCAACGAUGAGUCGCCCGCACUGAGCACGGGCGUCGUGGUUGGCGUCUCUGUCGCGGGAACGGCGCUCCUCGCAGCGAUCGGCUUUUGCUGGUUUGCGCGGUACCGCCGCCGGCAAGAAACGGCGUUCAAGGAGGACCUCAUCAUCACGGCACAGCAGCGUCUCUACCCGGCGCGCCGCCUGCCGACGCAAGAGAUAGCCGAGAGCCUGCACCACAGCGGGAGUGCGCUCGCAACCAUGAGUAGUGCGACGCUCGACUAUGGCGACUUGGACCUCCUCCGCAUUGCGGCAGCGGACGUGGUGGCGACGCGCAAAUUGGCGUCCGGGGCGUACGGCGAGAUCUUCCUCGGCGAGUACGACGGCAAGCCCGUGGCCAUCAAGACGCUGUUGACCGGCCACAGCAACCGCGCCGGGAUCCAGAGCUUCAUUGACGAAAUCAACCUUCUCGGACGGCUGGACUCGCCGUACAUUGUGUCGCUAAUCGGAGCUGCGUGGACGCGCGCCACGAACCUCCAGUGCGUCCUCGAGUUCAUGGACCUCGGCGACUUGAAGGAGUUUUUGGCCAAGACGCCGUCGACGCACUUCCCGUGGCAGUCCAAGCUCGAGUGUGCGCGCAACAUCGCCGAAGGUCUCGUUUACCUCCACUCGUUGAGGGUCAUCCACCGCGACCUCAAGUCCCGCAACGUGCUCCUCGACUCGGUCAAGGGCACCAAGCUCACGGACUUUGGCAGCUCGCGCGAGGCGACGACCGAGACCAUGACGGUUGGCGUCGGCACGUACCGCUGGAUGGCGCCCGAGAUCCUCAAGUACAACCAGUACACGGUCGCUGCCGACGUCUACUCGUUCGGAAUCAUUCUCUCAGAGCUCAACACACACGUGGUGCCGUAUAGCGACCGCACCAACGACCGCGGCCAAGGGCUCGUGGACACGGCGAUCAUGAGUAUGGUCAUCAACGACGAGAUCCGGCCGACGUUCACGCCCGAAUGCCCCGAUUGGUUCCGCGAGCUCGCGCUGCAGUGCUUGGUCCACGACCCGACGGGUCGCCCCACCAUGAUGGAACUAUUGUUGUCAAUUGGUACGCUAACUUCGAUCGAAGUACCCAGCGCCUCGGUGUCACACGGGUGUCCCCGCUGGCCUUGCCGGAAGCAUGCCAUUCCCGAGAUGCUUGGUCAGGUGCUGCGCAGCCUCGCCGUCGCCGCCGUCGCGUCCGCGGCCCAGGUCAGUCUCUACCGCGGCGCCAACUACACGGGCGCGACGCUCGCCUUUCCGAUUGUCUGGUCGGGCAACCUCCACGAGGACUGGGCCGUCGGCUUUGCCUCCCUGCGCAUCCCGGGUGGCGUCGAGGUUAUUGGCUACGAGCACGAUAGCUUCGCCGGCGCGAGCGCCAUUUGGUCGACCGACAUGCCCGACAUGGGCAACUGGACCGACGACGUGUCCGCGCUCGUUAUCCAGCCCGCGGGCAUGGGCCGGCCGCAAUGGCCGCCGCCUCUGAUGCCGCCGCCGACCGUCGCGAGCGAAGAUGCCGCGGGUGCGAACGUCGUCAUCAUCGACAACAGUGCCGGCAACAUUGAGCUCAUCGUCGGCGUCUCGGUCGGGUGCACGGCGGCGGUGGCGUUCGUUGUCUUUUACGUGAUUCUCAAGCGCAACAAGCAGCGCGAGCGGACCUUCAAGGAGGCGUUCUUGACAAGUCCAAGCCACGAGCCGUCGAAUCGCGCCAACACGGGCGCGUCGUCUCCAUCCGCGACCGCCGGGUUGCGGUGGGGCGAGCUCGACGUGCUGCGCAUCGACGCCGACACCGUGGUCACGAAUUCGGUGAUCGCGUCCGGUGCGUACGGGCAAGUGGCGCUGGGCACGUACCGCAACCAAGUCGUUGCCGUCAAGACGCUCUUGCCCACAAAGAACACGCGGGCCGACAUUCAGAGCUUCAUUGACGAGAUUAACCUCAUGGGCAGCUUUCAAUGCCCGUAUGUUGUCGAGCUUAUCGGUGUGGCGUGGACGCGGCCAUCGAGCCUCCAGUGCGUGCUCGAGUAUAUGGACAUGGGCGACCUGAAAGACCACUUGGCCGAGACGACGCCGGCCAGCUACGCGUGGUCGGCCAAGCUACGCGUCGCCCAGAGCAUCGCCGAAGGCCUCGCGUACCUCCACUCGAUGCAGAUCAUCCACCGCGACCUCAAGUCCCGCAACGUGCUCCUCGACUCGGUCAAGGGCACCAAGCUCACGGACUUUGGCAUUUCGCGCGAAGACACGCAAGAAACCAUGACGAUCGGCGUUGGCACGUACCGCUGGAUGGCGCCCGAGAUCCUCAAGGAAAACCUGUACACUGUCGCAGUGGACAUCUACUCGUUCGGCAUGAUCCUCUCGGAGCUCGAUACGCACCACAUUCCGUACGCCGACCUCACGAGCGCGAAAGGGAAGCCUCUCGUCGACACGGCUAUUAUGGGCAUGGUCAUCCAAGGCACGAUUUCGCCGAGCUUCCGGCCUGACUGCCCUUCGUGGCUCCACGCACUGGCGCUGCGCUGCAUUGCGUCGAGCCCGGACGACCGGCCAUCGGCGCUUGAGCUUGCGCACACCAUCAAGCAGCAUGCGACUGCAUAGGUUUUGCAAAUAAGUAGAAAAUGAAUGUUUCAAGUAUCAUCGUUGCA
Saprolegnia diclina VS20 is the source of this 2705-nucleotide messenger RNA. Its product is annotated as TKL protein kinase. Bases 1 to 2658 code for a protein of 885 amino acids. Gene Ontology annotation, biological process: protein phosphorylation. The record is from RefSeq and is a predicted model, not a curated record. Lineage: Eukaryota; Oomycota; Saprolegniomycetes; Saprolegniales; Saprolegniaceae. Gene Ontology annotation, molecular function: protein kinase activity; ATP binding. The transcript is spliced from 4 exons.